AUGAAACCUAUCACUGAUGAAGAGUUUAACAGAUUUCGAGAUAUGUGUUUAAACCAUGAAGGAUGGCAUUUAGUUUCUCAAGAUAAAUGGAAUAUUGGUUAUACUAUGAAAACUAACUCGUCUAGUUCAUUGAGAUUGAAACUAAUAUCUAAUUUAUUUAAACCUUACUCUCUUGAACUUAUAUUUGAUAUGUUAAAUGAUCCAAAAUACAGAAAAGAAUGGGAUGUGAAUUUGUUAGAACGAAGAGUAAUUGAAGAAAUUGAUGAGCAUAAUGAAAUUGAAUAUUACUCCAUUAAAAUGCCUAUAGUUACAAACAGAGAUUUUGUUUAUCAAAGAGCUUGGAGAUUUACUGAAAAUGAAUUUAUUAUAUUCAAUAGAUCAAUUAAAGAUAAACGCUUUCCACCAGUCUCUGGAUUAGUACGUGCAUUUUUUCAUAUUAGUGGAUAUAUGGUAAGAAAAGAAAACGAAGGAAAUAAGUUGUACUACAUUUGUCAUAAUGAAUGGAAUGGAUGGAUUCCUAGUUUUUUAAUUAACACAAUUGGAGUUGAUGUAUGUCCAUCAGUUUUAGGUAAAAUGGCGGAGGGUUGUAAAAAAUAUACUGAAUGGCUAGAAAAACAACAGCCAUAUGAAAGGCCUUGGAAAAAAUUACUCUACUAUUGA
This is a messenger RNA of Entamoeba histolytica HM-1:IMSS, 660 nucleotides long. Its product is annotated as START domain containing protein. The record is from RefSeq and is a predicted model, not a curated record. Gene Ontology annotation, molecular function: lipid binding. The transcript has a single exon. NCBI's taxonomy places the organism in Eukaryota, Evosea, Mastigamoebida, Endamoebidae. Bases 1 to 660 code for a protein of 219 amino acids.